Molecule: messenger RNA, 1214 nt
Organism: Ruditapes philippinarum (Manila clam)
Lineage: Eukaryota; Metazoa; Mollusca; Bivalvia; Venerida; Veneridae
Exons: 2
Coding region: 1-1158 (385 amino acids)
Source: RefSeq, a predicted model, not a curated record
AUGGCUGUUGCAAGAGCUGCAGUCCUUUCUGUGCUAAUGGAGGAGAUGAUUUAUUGUGAAGAGGGGAUGGAGAUUGACACUGAUGAGUCUGCAAUGCUCAUUCUAAUUAUUGCGGCAAAGUUUUAUUUCAGUGUCCGCAGAGAGAGACAAAAAGUUGAAAGAUAUGUUGAGGGAACAAUUCCAAUGUACUACUUAGACGACUUUAAAAGAUUUUUUAGAAAGACUAGGACAACAUUCGAAAUAAUUUGUGAAAAUCUUGGUGAGUUCCAAGAGCUGCUACCCAGUUGGACAGGAGGAAGAGACCAUAUAAAUAUAGAAAAACAACUCUUAAUUACACUGUGGUAUAUUGCGACACAAGACACUACACAUAGCAUUGCAGACAGGUUCAAUGUUACAGAAUCCUCAGUUGUCAGGUGCAAGGAUAGAAUAUUUAGUGUGUUUCUAACUCAUCUGAAGCAGCAAUUUAUUAUUUGGCCUAGCAACAAUGUCAGGCAAGAGGUUAUCGAUGCAUUUCGUCGCAAAGCUAAUUUUCCUGAUGUAUUGGGAGCAAUCGAUGGAACCCACAUUAAGAUAAGAGCACCAAAAGAACACAAAGAUGUGUAUAUAAAUCGGAAAGGAUAUCAUUCAAUAGUAUUGCAAGGAGUCUGUAGAGGAGAUCUUCGUUUUACCCAUGUGUUAGCCAGCUGGCCUGGAAGUAUUCAUGAUGCAAGGGUCCUGAGAAACAGUGAUUUAUGGGAGAACGGGUUUAAUUUGUGCGGCAAUGGUCAUCUAUUAGGAGAUGGUGCAUAUCCUUUACGAACUUGGUUAAUCACCCCAUAUCGAGAUAAUUGGCAUCCAACACCACAAAAGAGAGCUUUUAAUCAAGCGCUCUCUUCUACACGUGUUUCAGUGGAACGAGCCUUUGGAUUGCUCAAAGGUCGUUUCUGUAGACUUCAGUAUAUCAAUACUAGAGAAUUAAAGACAGCUGUAGAUACAAUAGUGGUCUGUACUAUUGUACAUAACAUUUGCAUUAUUAAUGGAGAUGAAAUGCAAGACUACUUUGAUGAUGACCAUUAUGCUAAUGUUCAUGCACAGAACAAUUUCCGUAACAAUAAUCAAGUAAACAGUGAAUAUGCUGGCAUCGCAAAGCGUGACGCACUUGCUAGAAAUUUUCCUUGAAUGUGAUUGUUACACAUAUUAGUGACUCAUAUUAAUAUUUGUCAGGGAAAUAAAGA